Gossypium raimondii (Peruvian cotton) is the source of this 4689-nucleotide messenger RNA. RefSeq names its product paired amphipathic helix protein Sin3-like 2. Bases 284 to 4375 code for a protein of 1363 amino acids. Gene Ontology annotation, cellular component: chromatin; histone deacetylase complex. NCBI's taxonomy places the organism in Eukaryota, Viridiplantae, Streptophyta, Magnoliopsida, Malvales, Malvaceae. The record is from RefSeq and is a predicted model, not a curated record. Gene Ontology annotation, molecular function: transcription corepressor activity. The transcript has 23 exons. Gene Ontology annotation, biological process: negative regulation of transcription by RNA polymerase II.
GCACAGAAAAGCGUGUUUUCCAAAUUUAGGAACACAUAAGCCAUCUCUCUCUUUUACCUUCACCAGUCUUCUGAAUAUAAAAGAAAUUUUCUUUUGAUUUUUGGAUUUGGACUUUCCCUACGUACCGAGCUUCUCUCUUGUACCUCUUCUUUUGCUUAUAUAAAUAUUACAUAUAUUGUGUUUGUUCAAUUCUUUUACCUCUUUACACAACCCAACCAGAACAAAGGAUCAGAACGGUUUUGGUUUCUGUGUCUUUCCCUUCUGUAAGAUCUGUUACAGAGGGAUGAAGCGAAUAAGAGAGGAUAUAUAUUCCGGUUCUCAAUUUAAACGCCCAUUUGGUUCUUCGAGGGCUGAAUCCUAUGGGCAAAACCAAAUGCUGGGUGGAGGGGGAGUGGGAAGGGGAGGAGCAGCCGGAGGAGGUGAAGGUGGAGGAACGGUAGGAGGAGGCAUGUCACAGAAACUGACUACAAAUGAUGCUUUAACGUAUCUAAAGGAAGUGAAGGAGAUGUUUCAGGAUAAAAAAGAGAAAUACGACAUGUUCCUUGAAGUCAUGAAGGAUUUCAAGGCUCAGAGAACUGAUACAGUUGGUGUCAUUGCCCGAGUUAAGGAAUUAUUCAAAGGGCACAACAACUUGAUUUAUGGAUUUAAUACCUUCCUACCUAAGGGAUAUGAAAUAACCCUUCAUGAGAAUGAGGCUCCUCCGAAAAAGACGGUGGAAUUUGAAGAAGCAAUCAGUUUUGUUAACAAGAUAAAGAAACGAUUCCAAAACGAUGAGUAUGUUUAUAAAUCAUUCCUGGAUAUCUUGAAUAUGUACAGGAAGGAGCACAAGGACAUAAAUGAGGUCUAUAAUGAGGUUGCUUCUCUUUUUGAGGACCAUCCUGAUCUGCUAGAUGAGUUCACAAGAUUUUUACCAGAUUCUUCAGCAGCGCCUUUGACUGAACAAGUUCCAUAUGGUCGAACUUCAACUCAGCGCUAUAAUGAGCAAAGCUCUGCUACACCCACCUUGCAGCAUAUACAAAUGGACAAGCAACGUCAGAGGGAUUGGAUUAUGACAGCCCAUGCUGACAGAGGUCUCAGUGUUGAUCGUCCUGAACUGGAUGAUGAUAAAGAUAUCCUGAAAAUGCAAAAAGACCAGAGAAAGCGUGUGGAAAAGGACAGUAGGGAUCGGAGAACUCGUGAACAUGAUGAUCCUGAGCAUGACAACAACAGGGAUUUUAACUUGCAGCGAUUUCCUGACAAAAAGAGAUUGGGAAGGAAGAUUGAAGGAUUUGCUUCCAAUGAUGAGAGAGAGACUUUUAAAAGCAUGUGCAACCAAGGGUUCAUAUUCUGUGAGAAAGUUAAGGAGAGGCUAUGCAGUUCUGAUGACCACCAGGCAUUCUUAAAGUGCCUUAAUAUUUAUAGCUAUGGAAUAAUAAAAAGAAAUGAUUUGCAAAAUUUGGUGACUGAUUUACUUGGCAAGCAUCCAGAUCUUAUGAAUGAGUUCAAUCAGUUCUUGGAGUGUUGUGAGAACACUGACGGGCUUCUUGCUGGUGUUAUUAGUAAAAAAUCACUUAGUGGAAAUGGACAUACGUCCAGGCCAGUGAAGAUAGAGGAAAAAGAUAGAGAACAGAGGCGUGAAAUGGAGGGGCCUAAGGAAAAGGAGAGAUACAGGGAGUAUCUGGCAAAAUCCAUACAGGAACUUGACCUUUCCAACUGCCAAAGUUGUACCCCAAGCUAUCGGCUUCUGCCUGAUGAUUAUCCAAUACCUUCGGCAAGUCAAAGAUCAGCGCUUGGCGCUCAAGUGCUGAAUGAUCACUGGGUAUCUGUGACUUCAGGAAGUGAGGAUUAUUCUUUUAAGCACAUGCGCCGAAAUCAGUAUGAAGAGAGCUUAUUCAGAUGUGAGGAUGAUAGAUUUGAACUGGAUAUGUUGCUAGAAUCUGUGAGUUCAACUGCCAAGCGUGCCGAGGACCUUCUGAACAGCAUUAAUGAAAAUAAAAUCAAUAUGGAUUCUCCAAUUCGUGUACAAGAAUACUUUACUGUUCUAAAUUUGAGGUGCAUUGAGCGUUUAUAUGGUGACCAUGGUCUUGAUGUAAUGGAAAUAUUACAUAAAAACCCUGCUCUUGCAUUGCCUGUCAUUUUAACUCGCCUGAAGCAGAAGCAAGAAGAGUGGACAAAGUGCCGUUCUGACUUUAACAAAGUUUGGGCUGAAAUUUAUUCAAAAAACCAUUAUAAAUCACUUGAUCAUCGCAGCUUCUAUUUCAAGCAGCACGAUUCAAAGAACUUGAGUGUAAAAUCUUUAGUGGCUGAAAUCAAGGAGUUGAAAGAGAAGAACCAGAAAGAGGAUGACGUUCUUGUGGCUAGUGUUGCUGGUCACAGACAACCCUUAGCUCCACACCUCAACUAUGAAUAUUUGGAUGUUGACAUUCAUGAAGACCUAUAUAAACUUAUAGAAUAUUCAUGUGAAGAGAUGUGCUCGACUAAAGAACAGUUAAGUAAAGUAAUGAGGCUCUGGACCACUUUCGUGGAGCCAAUGUCGGGCAUUCCUCCUCGACCUAAUGGCAAAGAGGGUACUGAUGAUGCUGGUAAAGCUCAGAAUCCUGCUGUAAACUGCGUUACGUCAAGCAUUGCUGAAAGUGGUGGAAGUCCCAGAGCUGAUACUACUGUUAAUUCUACACAACAAAAGGCUGCCACUGACAGAGAUGAGAAUGGUUCACCUGAAUUAACUAAUUCCUGCAGAAAUGGUUUGGCAAAUGGGGAAACUUCAGCCAAAGAACACUCAAGUCAUUUAUCUAGAGAUGAUUUAAAGAAGAACACUCAACCUGGAAUAAACAUGCUGGCAAUUGGAGCCCUUGCAUUUGAAGCCGAAAAUAAUCACAGCAAAAGCAAUACUGAAGGGGCUUCAGCAGCAUCUAGACCUAGUAGCGUUGCAGCUGGUGAGGAUCUUGAACCUGAAGCUAAUGCAGAUCUUCUGCACACAUCAGAGGGUGGUGAUGUAACAAAACAUGCUCUAUUAGUUAAUGGAGUGCCUACAGAUGAGACUAAUGCUAGUAGAUAUCUCGAAGAACUUGCUGGUCCCUUGAAAAUUGAGAAAGAAGAAGGUGAAUUAUCACCUAAUGGUGAUUUUGAGGAGGAUAAUUUUGUUGCUCAUGGUGAUAAUGGCCUAAAGGCUGUUCCAGUGGCGAAGCAUAGUGUUGAAAGUGGACAGUAUCAGUCUGGAAAAGGGUCACAAUGUAAGGAUGCUGGAGUUGAAAAUGGUGCAGAUGCUGAUGAUGAGGAUGGUGAAAAUGCCUCUGAGGCUGGUGAUGAUGCAUCAGGCAGUGAGUCUGCAGAUGAUGAAUGCUCCCGUGGAGAGCACGAAGAGGAAGAGGUUGAGCUUGAUGAAGUUGAUGGUAAGGCUGAGAGCGAAGGUGAAGCUGAAGGGAUGAAUGAUAUGCAUGCAGGAGGAGAUGGCAUGUCUGUUGCAACUUCCGAACAGUUUCUUUUUACGGUGAAGCCUCUUGCAAAACACGUACCUGCAGUUUUUCCUGAAGAAGAUCAAAACAUUUCUCGGGUUUUUUAUGCAAAUGAUGAUUUCUAUGUUCUUUUCAGAUUUCAUCAAAUCCUAUAUGAAAGAAUACUGUCUGCGAAAACAAACUCAACAGGUGCUGAGUUAAAGCGGAAAAACUCAAAAGAAUUGUGUUCUUCAGAUUUAUAUGCCAGAUUUAUGAGUGCACUGUACAGUCUACUUGAUGGAUCUUCUGACAAUAUGAAGUUUGAAGAUGAAUGUCGAGCAAUAAUAGGAAACCAGUCAUACGUAUUAUUCACAUUGGACAAGUUAAUAUAUAAAUUGGUUAAGCAGCUUCAAGCUGUUGCAACAGAUGAGAUGGAUAAUAAGCUUCUUCAACUGUUUGAGUAUGAAAAAUCCCGGAAACAUGCAAGGACAAUGGAUUCAGUGUAUUACGAAAAUGCGCGUGUCCUCCUUCAUGAGGAGAAUAUUUAUCGAUUGAAAUCCUCAUCUUCUCCAUCUCGAUUAUCUAUUCAGCUGAUGGACAAUGUGAUUGAAAAACCUGAGGCUUUUGCUGUUUCAAUGGAACCUAAUUUUUCAGCUUUUUUGCACAAUGAUUUUCUAUCAGUCUUUCCUGGGAAAAAGGAACCACAUGGUGUUACGCUAAAGAGAAACAAGAAAAAAUAUGCAAACCUAGAUGAAUUUGCUGCCAUUUGCAUGGCUAUGGAAGGUGUUGAACUGGUUAAUGGCUUAGAGAACAAGAUAGCUUGCAAUUCAUACAAGAUUUCUUAUGUGUUGGACACCGAAGAUUUCUUCUGUCGUAGGAGAAGAAAUUCGCCACCAAAAUGCGGAUCAUAUAAUACUCAGGCAAGACUACAACGGUUCCAUAAAUUUUUAUCGGCUUCCCAAUAAUAUCCGGCACGAACAACAUUGCAAGCUUUAUACUAUUUGUGCAUUUCCUGUAGAAAUGCCAUUGGUGCAACCGAACCGAAAGCGGAGACUAGAUGCAAGUUGGCCAUACUAGUAGUACUGAAGAAGGAAGAAAUUGUUAGAAAAAUGUAGCAUAUCUGUAAGAUCAUAUGCUCAAAGUUCUUGAGCCAUUACUGUGUAAAUAGGGUUUUGCAUGAUAUUUUGUAAUAACAAAAAAAAGGAAAAAAGAAAAAAGAAAACAGGGUUUUUAAUGUCUCGUAUUUUAUAAAAAAAGAAAUUUGAAUUGUUAAACACGA